This is a messenger RNA of Dendrobium catenatum, 1607 nucleotides long. RefSeq names its product protein CDC73 homolog. NCBI's taxonomy places the organism in Eukaryota, Viridiplantae, Streptophyta, Magnoliopsida, Asparagales, Orchidaceae. Gene Ontology annotation, biological process: positive regulation of transcription elongation by RNA polymerase II; transcription elongation by RNA polymerase II. The transcript has 4 exons. Bases 71 to 1249 code for a protein of 392 amino acids. Gene Ontology annotation, cellular component: Cdc73/Paf1 complex. Gene Ontology annotation, molecular function: RNA polymerase II complex binding. The record is from RefSeq and is a predicted model, not a curated record.
CUACCUGCGGUUUCUAACCGCAUCCCAGUCCAAUCUUUUCCUUACCCAAUCUUCCGCCGGUUAGCCGGCGAUGGACCCCCUCUCUGCUCUGAAGGACUUCACCAUCCGCGGAGAACUCGACAACAUCACCCGAAUCGACGAUGAAUUCCGUUUUGCCGGCGACUAUUCCUUCCCCUGCACAAUCGAAACCGCUUUCAGAUCAAAACAGGGUAAUUUCUACACCCUUGAAGCCCUACUGUUCUUCAUCCGCCACCAUCACGUUAAGCACAGCGAAUAUAUACAGUCGGCCCGCCUCCAUCGCAUUCCAGCUGUAACCCUUCCCGAUAGAAAACCCCUCCUCGAUUAUCUCCAAGGCAGGAUCGCCUCCUAUGAGUCCAUCGAGCUGCUCCCCGUCGACGAGUACCGGCCCGAUGACCCUUCCUACGGAGCUAUUCCGUCUAUUUCCUCAUUUGGCGCUGGUGGUGAAAACACCUUAACGGAGCCUCUCGAUUAUGUUUCCUUGCUCCGUGCCCGAGAACGCCCGCUCAAAGACAGGGAGUCGCUGCUUGAGUGCCGGAACCGCGAUUUCUACAGCGUGCUUGUUGCGUCAACUCGCCGUGAAGAGGAAAGGCAUCGGAUCGAGUCGCAGCAGCGUAAGGAUGGGCUUGUUGCCAAGACACGGCUUAUCGGAUCUGACGACAGGGGAGAUGACGGUGUCGGAUAUGAUUCAACGCCGAGGCCGAAGAUGCAUCUUAAAGGGAGUAAAAUUGGGGAGGGAGUACCGAUCAUUUUGGUUCCCAGCGCGUUUCAGACACUGAUCACUAUUUAUAAUGUGAAGGAGUUUUUAGAAGAUGGGGUUUUUGUAUCUUCGGAAGCCAAGGUGAAGGCGAUGAGGGGUGCACCGAAGCCUGAUUGCGUGACUGUGCAGAAGAAGCUGAGUAGGGAUAGAGUGGUUGCUGCUUAUGAGGUGAGGGAUAAGCCAUCGACAUUUAAGCCUGAAGAUUGGGAACGGGUGGUGGCGGUUUUUGUGCUAGGGAAGGAGUGGCAGUUCAAAGAUUGGCCGUUUAAGGAUCAUGUUGAGAUCUUUAAUAAAAUUAUUGGAUUUUACGUGCGCUUUGAAGAUGAUAGUGUGGAAUCUGCAAAGAUGGUUAAGCAAUGGAACGUAAAGAUUAUCUCAAUCAGCAAAAAUAAGAGGCACCAAGACCGGGCUGCAGCACUGGAGGUGUGGGACCGGCUAGAGGAAUUCAUGCGGUCACGUUCACACUCUUAAAUCAGCUGAGUUUCUCUAAUAGCUUGCAGAGAGGUGGAAGAUGCUGAUUCCAGGAAGCUCAUGAAGAUCCAUAUGAACAAGUUUGGCUACUCAUGCCCAUUACCCGCUACUUAAUGCAUAUGUUGCAUAAUUAAGUUUUUCUGCCUUGGAAUUAUCGCUGUUCUCUUUGCUAGGAAGUGAUUUUACUCUUUUGAUUCAGGAUGAAUGAGUAGAAUAAUUGUAGAAGUUUAAUUUUCUUGUUUUUUAAUCUUUGAAUUUACAUAGUGACUCUCUGUAUAGGAAUAGAGGGGUUUUAAUGAGUCAAAUUACUUCUUGAGAAGGAAUGCACCUGAAAAUAUUGAAGCACCAUUUUUGGCAU